UGGCGUAAGCAUGUCGCCGUCGCGACAUCGUUAAGUUUUUCAUUCUUAUUUAGUUAUUUAGUUUAUUGUUACGCCUUCGAAUGUCUAAAGAUAAUUCCAAAAGAAUCUCAAAAAUGGUGAGCAAGUCGUUCGUAUGGGGAAUCGUCGUGGCCUCUUUGACUUGGUCGAUCAGUUUGUAUCUUUACUGGAGUCUGAAUAGUGGAACCAGCUCUGCAGCUUCCGUAUUUGAAACAUCCACAGGAACAAGCGUUGGUCAUUUGAACGACGAUAAGCAGAUGCCUGUGGUAGGUCCAGUAGAACAAAAACGCAAAGCAAAGCCAAUUCAAUGGCAGAGCGCCAAUCGAAAUCAAUUGGGUCCUUUGGUGCAAGACGUGAAAAAGUCACAUGAAAAAAGUAACAGCUUUUUCAAAGAUAAGUUAGAUCGCUUUAAGAAAGAGCAAACAUACCGGAAGGUCAGCCAUAAACUGAUUGAGGAACUGCAACCUAUUUUUCCGAAUGGAACCGAUGAAUUCGGAAUGGUACGAAAUUCGGAAGAACAAUUUAUCCGGGAUGUCGGUUAUAGAAGGCAUGCAUUUAAUGUUCUGGUAAGCAAUAAAAUUGGACCGUUUCGACCGGUUCCUGACACGAGACAUCGUUUAUGCCAUGAACAGAACUAUGACAAGGUGCUUCCGUCAGCAUCGAUAAUAAUGUGCUUCUACAAUGAACACCUGGAGACACUGGUUCGAUCGGUUACUUCAGUGCUGCGACGGACACCGUCUUAUCUGCUGCACGAGAUCAUUUUAGUUGACGAUUGUAGUGAUUUUGACGAGCUCACAAUGGAACUUCCGAAGCAGCUAAAAGGUCUCAAAAGUUCUAAAAUAAGACUGAUUCAGAACCCGGAAAGGGAAGGUCUAAUGCGAUCUCGCGUGUAUGGCUCUCGAAACGCUACCGGUGACGUAUUGAUUUUUCUAGAUAGCCAUAUCGAAGUGAAUGAAGAUUGGAUAGAACCAUUGCUGCAGCGGAUAAAAAUUAAUUCAACAAUACUCGCAAUGCCGGUAAUAGAUAUUAUCAAUUCGGACACCUUCGAAUAUACAGCCAGUCCACUGGUCAGAGGCGGUUUUAAUUGGGGAUUACAUUUUAAGUGGGACAACCUUCCAAAAGGAAUGUUGGCAAAGGAGAGUGAUUUCGUUGGACCGUUUCAAUCUCCAACUAUGGCCGGUGGACUAUUUGCAAUAGAUAGGAAAUAUUUCAAGAGUUUGGGUGAAUAUGACAUGGGAAUGGAUAUUUGGGGAGGAGAGAACUUAGAAAUAUCAUUCCGAGCUUGGCAAUGCGGUGGAUCUAUUGAGUUGCUUCCUUGCUCAAGGAUUGGACACGUGUUCCGCAAGAGACGUCCAUAUGGAUCCCCUGAUGGAACCGAUACCAUGAUUCGAAAUUCUCUUCGAUUGGCGCUCGUUUGGAUGGAUGAUUAUAUAAAGUACUUUUAUAAAAAUCAACCGCAAGCAAAACGCGUUGACGCUGGUGACAUUUCCGAAAGACAAGAAUUAAGAAAACAUUUGCAGUGCAAGCCGUUCGAGUGGUACCUGAAAAAUAUUUACCCUCAGUUGAGGCUUCCGGGCGAGAAAACAACCGACAGCAAUGUGUCGCAGCCAAAGUUUCAACCAUGGCAUUCAAGGAAACGAAACUACGUCAGUAGCUUCCAGAUACGGCUUGCAAAUUCCAGUCUCUGUAUAACAACCGAAAGCGCCAAAGAAAAAAGCCUAUGGAAGAAGGGUUCAAAGCUAGUACUGCAAUCCUGCUUGAGGGUUAAGACUCAGAUGUGGUACGAAACCGAGAAAGCCGAACUGGUUCUUGGUCAGCUGCUUUGCCUAGAGGCCCCUUCGAGCGCUACUAAGGGUACGCCGAUUUUGAAUAAAUGUCAUGAAAUGGGCGGCGAUCAGGCCUGGAAACAUCGCAAAACGAAAGGAACUCCUAUCUAUAAUGUAGCUUCAGGCAGUUGUCUUGCAGUAAAGGACAUUCACAAAGGGACUCUGGUCUCUUUAGAUUUGUGCGUGAAUACUCCACGAAGUACGUGGGAUCUAGUGGUAUCCUAGAAAAUAAUUCCAUUUUCUUCCAAGUGAAACGAUGCUCGAAUAGUUAUAAUAAAACUCGUUUAUU
Messenger RNA from Sabethes cyaneus, 2133 nucleotides. RefSeq names its product polypeptide N-acetylgalactosaminyltransferase 35A (gene Pgant35A). Bases 81 to 2069 code for a protein of 662 amino acids. The transcript is spliced from 4 exons. The record is from RefSeq and is a predicted model, not a curated record. Gene Ontology annotation, molecular function: Notch binding. Gene Ontology annotation, cellular component: Golgi apparatus. NCBI's taxonomy places the organism in Eukaryota, Metazoa, Arthropoda, Insecta, Diptera, Culicidae. Gene Ontology annotation, biological process: regulation of Notch signaling pathway.